CAAGUGGCUGGAGGCUCCACCGUAGGACAGGGCCAUGGAGAAGCUACGGCGCAUCCUGAGCGGCCAGGACAAUGAGGAGCAAGGCCUGACGGCACAGGUCCUGGAUGCCUCAUCCCUGAGUUUCAACACCAGGUUGAAGUGGUUUGUCAUAUGCUUUGUCGCUGGCAUUUUCUUUUCAAUCCUUGGAACUGGGUUGCUAUGGCUUCCCAAUGGCGUGAAGCUCUUUGCAGUAUUUUAUACCCUUGGAAACCUUGCUGCAUUGGCCAGUACGUGCUUUUUAAUGGGACCUGUGAAGCAACCGAAGAAAAUGUUUGAAACAACAAGAUUGCUUGCAAUAAUUAUUAUGCUGUUGUGCCUGGUGUUUACCCUGUGUGCUGCUCUCUGGUGGCGGAAGAAGGGGCUGGCCUUACUCUUCUGCAUAUUGCAGUUCUUGUCAAUGACCUGGUAUAGUCUGUCCUACAUCCCGUAUGCAAGGGACGCGGUGCUCAAGUGCUGCUCCUCCAUCUUGAGUUGAAAGUCGUCUCUGCCCAGGAGGAGUGACUGGGAACAGUACUGAUGCUGUGCCUGCUCCAGCGAUCACUCCAGAGACGGCAGUAGUCUCAGCCAUGCCAUGGACCGCCUGCUGAACCUCACCGUGCGGCCCUCCGUUCCCUG
This is a messenger RNA of Rattus rattus (black rat), 654 nucleotides long. RefSeq names its product vesicle transport protein SFT2A-like. The transcript has a single exon. NCBI's taxonomy places the organism in Eukaryota, Metazoa, Chordata, Mammalia, Rodentia, Muridae. Gene Ontology annotation, biological process: vesicle-mediated transport. The record is from RefSeq and is a predicted model, not a curated record. Bases 35 to 514 code for a protein of 159 amino acids. Gene Ontology annotation, cellular component: membrane.